This is a messenger RNA of Plasmodium malariae, 849 nucleotides long. Lineage: Eukaryota; Apicomplexa; Aconoidasida; Haemosporida; Plasmodiidae. The record is from the annotation of a RefSeq genome assembly.
AAGAUGAAAGCAAUAUUCCCUUUUAUAUCAGUUUCUUCUUUUAUAUUUAAAUUAUAUACCUCCACUGAAAAUGGCAAUAUAUUUACUGCAAAAACAAAUCCUCCACUUUGUAAAUCUUAUAAUGGUUCUGAAUAUAUACCAAAAUUCUAUUUAAGACAAGAGAUAUGUGGAUUUAGAAAAUUAGUAUAAAAUAAAAAUGAUAAAUGGAAAUAAUGGUUAAAGAAACAGAAAAAAGAAAUGAUAAAAGAUUUUAAACAGGAAAAGGAUGCUUAGUUUAGAAACAGAAAGCAGAAAUUUAAUAACUUCGAGGAAAAAUGGUUAUGUUAUGUUAUUGGUAUUAAAGAAGAUUUUCAAUCAAAUUAUUAUGAUGUAUUCUCUAAUUGGAUAGAUGAUGAACGGAUGGAAUUGUUCAAACCACAUGUAUUAGAUUAUAUAUUAUCAAGUUUUGAAAGGUUCAAUGAAAAUAUAUUCUUCUACAAUAAAAUUGUAGCAUCUAAAUUAAUGAAUUCGAAUGAAAAGAAACAUGAAUGGGAUUAUCAUCCUUAUAGGUUAUACGAAGUUAAUUGUUGAACACUCUGAUUUAAAAAAUUAGUACUUGUAUAUCCAGAUAUUUAUAUAAGAGUUGCAGCUUAUCAAUAAUGGGAAGAAAGAAUAAAAAAUGAAAAGUAUUUAUGGAACCUUUUAAUUAAGCAUAUUAAUAAAUAAUAUAUAGAUGACAUAAACUCGACGGUGAAGAAGCGGUGUAAAGAAACUAUGGCAGACUAUAACAAUCGCAUAAUAUCCUUUUAUAUAAAUUGGAUAAAAAAUAAACAAUGAAAAGGAUGGCUUAAAGAAAAGAUAAGGAAGUAG